AAUACGGCACGAGAAGAAAGGCGGUGCAUGGUGUCCCCGUCGUCAGAUCGAAGAGAACGUCUACGAGUACUUACAGAUAGACUUGGGCAAGUUGAAGGUCAUUACCAAGGUUGAGACACAAGGUCGUUUUGGUAACGGGCAGGGUAAAGAGUUUGUUACAAAUUACCUUUUGGAGUAUCAACGAGAAGAUGAAGGGACUUGGUUUAGAUACAGAAACAGGAACUCUGAGGAGAAAUUCAAAGGCAACAGAAAUGUCUAUCUGGCUGACAUGAGAGAAGUGGAUCCACCAAUCAUUGCCAAGAGAAUACGGUUUAUUCCCUACAGUGAGAGUCCCCGGACCGUCUGUAUGAGGGUGGAGAUGUACGGGUGUACAUGGAAUGAUUCUCUUGUGUCCUACUCAAUGCCACAAGGUCAUCGUCGUGGAGCUGAAGUUGACCUUUUCGAUUUCACUUAUGAUGGGACUAUUGAGGAUAAGUACCUGCGAGAUGGCCUGGGACAGCUGACGGAUGGAGAUGUUGGGGAGACAAACUUUCGACUCGACACUAAGAAGAUGGGCAUCAAAGGAUACGAAUGGGUCGGCUGGAAAAACGAUUCCUUGACCAACGAUCCAAUUUCCAUUUUAUUCAAGUUUGAUUCUGUUCGAAAUUUUUCUCAAGUGGUCAUACAUUCCAACAAUCACUACACCAAGGAUGUGCGCAUUUUUCGACAUGCAGAAAUCUUCUACAGCAUCGGGGGCCUGUACUUUCCCCCUCAAAGCACCAAAGUCAACUUUCAGCAGGACGACUACUUUGAGAAUGCUCGACCAGUUUUCCUGAGAAUGCAAAAUAAAAUUGGAAGAUACGUGCGAAUUGAUCUGUACUUUCAGGCAAAAUGGAUCAUGAUUAGCGAGGUUUCCUUCACUUCAACUGAAGCAGUUGGUAACUUCACAGAGGAGAUACCGCCUCCAACAACACCAGCCCCGCCGACCACGACCACCAUGAAAAAAGAGAGCAUCUUCAAUGCCUUCAGCGUGGACACUAAUGUCAAACCAGACGGCCAGGAAACUGCUGCUGAUGCCGGAUCUGAGGGAGCAGGAAACUUCGACGUGGGCGGAGAUCAACCAGCAGAGGUGGAGCUAGAGGACACUGAUGUUGCUAAUGGCAUUUCCAAUUCGCCUGAUGUUCCUUUAACUGAGAAGGAGAACAAAGAAUACGAUGAUGAGUACAUCAGCAUCAUCGUUGGGGCACUUGCUGCUCUUAUCUUUCUUCUCAUCUGUGUCGUCCUCAUCUUCUUUUGCCGACACAAGAGAAGGAAAAACAAUAACAAUAGAAACAGCCACAAACCUGUUAAUGGCAGCCAUAUUACCAUAAAUCUAAAUGACCUUCGAACAGCAACGAAUGGCAAAGUAUCUAACGGCAACAUGUACAACAGUAUUGCAACAGACGAGGCGGAUUCCGAUCGAGAAGCUGGUGGUUGUUGCAACAGUGCAGGAGCAGGAAGUGAAAAAUUUGCAUGGUCGGAGGUUAGAGAUUAUGCAGUCCCCGACAUUACCAAAUCUGCCCUGGUGGUGGACCUGCCGCCCCGAGUAUCAUCGCCCAAUCAAAUCACUGGCGGGGACAAACCUCCCAACUAUGAUGCCCUCUAUGCGGCAGCAGACAUUGUCAACGUCCAUGGCACUAGCAUUCCCAGCAUGCAAGGUGUCAGUGGAAAUAACGUCUACUCUGUACCGAAUGCCGAGUUGUUGUGUAGCAUUGACUACUCAAUAAUGGAGCUGCAGAGAGAGGAUUUGAGAUUUGUUGAGGUUCUGGGUGAAGGACAGUUUGGAGAGGUUCACCUGUGCGAAGCCCUCCACCCAGAUGAUCUUAUGGUGGAUGAGUACCUACUCAACCGCUCCUUGCCCCGGACUCCUCUUCUAGUUGCUGUCAAGAUGCUCAGACCUAAUGCUGAUGACAGAGCAAGGGCUGACUUUCAUAAAGAAAUCAAAAUCAUGUCUCAGCUGAAGGACAUCAACAUUGUUCGUGUCCUUGGAGUCAGCACACAAGAAGAGCCCUUGUGUAUGGUGGUGGAGUAUAUGAAGUAUGGAGAUUUAAACCGAUUCCUUAUCGACCAUGAGCCAGAAGGUCCACUGGCUCCACCUGGAAAAACUUUGAGGCAAGUGGUUUUCUGUGGUUACGGUUGUCUGAUCUACAUGGCUUCUCAAAUUUCAUCGGGUAUGAAGUAUUUAGAAUCACUGAACAUGGUUCACCGUGACUUGGCCACCAGGAAUUGCCUGGUCGGACACCACUUCCUCAUCAAGAUUUCAGACUUUGGCAUGAGCCGUAGCUUGUACAGCUCUGACUACUACAGAAUCGAAGGGAGGGCUGUGCUGCCCAUCAGAUGGAUGGCAUGGGAGAGUAUUUUACUGGGAAAAUUCACCACCAAAAGUGAUGUGUGGUCAUUUGCUGUCACUCUGUGGGAGGUUCUGACAUUUGCUCGUGAGCAGCCAUUCAUCUCUCUCACUGACGAACAAGUCAUCGAAAACGCUGGUCACUGUUACCGGGACGACCAUCUGCAGGCUGUGCUGCCCAUGCCGGUCAACUGCCCAAAAGAGAUCUACGACCUGAUGUGUGAGUGCUGGAAUCGCCAAGAAAGUGUGCGACCAACUUUCAGGGAGGUGCAUAUGUUUUUACAGAGAAAAAACAUGGGUUACAACCCAGCAGAUGAGAAACUGAGUCAAAUAACCAUUCCAAUUUGCUGA
Molecule: messenger RNA, 2716 nt
Organism: Candidula unifasciata
Lineage: Eukaryota; Metazoa; Mollusca; Gastropoda; Stylommatophora; Geomitridae
Source: the annotation of a GenBank genome assembly